AACCACUUCGGACGGGGCACAAGGCAAGUGGCGUGUGAACAAGUGUGUUCACGACUGCCAGAGCACCAGCGGAUGAUGUUAUUGGAAAUAUCCCCAGCGAUAUUUUACAUAUUUUACUUUUCUUCCGAAAAUUCGGGUGAAAGACCGGGUCCAAUUUGUCUUAGACUUUAAUCGACAUUAAAAAUGCCUUUUCCACCGAUUACCCUGCAUCCGCGGAUCUCUUCCCCAGGGAAGGAACUGUUCAGGAAAAAGAAAACCAACAUUGUACCUCCACAGUCUGUGCUCAGUGGUGGAAAGAAUAAGGAAGAGAAAGACUCUGAAAAGGAUAAGUUGUCUACCUCUUGGCCAACGGCUAACCUUAGGCAGUUGGGGAGAAUGCCACAGCAACAGAAGAGCAAACUUCCUAUUCAAAGACCGGCUAUCGACCUGGGGGCAGAGGGAAAACACUCAUGGUUGGCAUUGCCUCCUCCUCUGACCAGCUCGUACGACAGCGUGCCUCGGUCCAGCUCGGGUGAGUCGGCCACUCAGAAGAGCAGCAAGCAUUCGUCACGGAGCUCCCUGGCCAAGGAGGAGACCGAGGAGGAAAUACACUUUACCCUGAGCCUCACUCCCGAGGCGAUUCUGGUGAUCCAGAAGCGCAACUUGGAGAAACAGAUGAUGGCCAAGCAGCAAAAGUGCUGCGGCUCCGCCGAGUACAGACACCGGCGAGCGUUCCCCUCCAAACGCGCGCAAGGAGUCUCCAAGUCCAACGUGCCUGUUGCCAAACUGGAGAACCCAGAAGAUAUCCGCACGAUUGUAAAAAUCUCCUUACUAAACGACCAGUACAAAUAUGACGACGUGGAGUAUGAAGAAGAGGACGGCGACGUGGAUGAGACGGUGGUCAGAAAAUGCAAGGAGUGGCUCAAGGGAGUUGAAAGUGCUGCUGCCUUUGGGAAAGUGGACAAACUAGCGACUUUACCGCACCUGAAAAGCUGCUAAUAAGUUAACGACUGUAGAUUUGCACCUCAUAACACCCGAACUGGAAAAAAGAUCACUGGUUUGUUCAGACACUGCUCACGAGCAAAUAGUCAGGUUUAUUUUGCAACCACUUUGUCACGAAACCAGCGGAAUGUUUUCUGUAAAGCAAUUGUGAACUGAGAUUGCUACCUGUGGUUGUCAUUCAGAACAAAGCAGGUAAUUUUCAUCACCCUGGCUACUAAUGAACGCUUGUUAUUUGCACAUAGCAUUUUUGUUUAGUGAGAGCCACCCUCUCAUUGUAAGACCUGUGGUUAUUUUCAUGAUAUGGGUAUUUUAAUACAAGAUUGUCUCUCUGGGAAAUGUCGACAUCAACAGGAGAAUUCCACUGGUUCCAUUACUUCCCGUAAAGGGACCAUCCCUUUGUAUCCGCUGAACAAAAGAUCAGAAAGACACAGACCGCAUUUGAGCGACUUUGGUCAGACGAAAAAAUGACUGUUAAUCACCGAAUUGUAUGUUGUUUUAGAUACACAAAUAAAAUGGUGUUACAAAACGAAACGUGUAUUUAUCGUGAAACAAGCCUUGUACAGUAUUUAUUAUGCAAUUUAGAAAAUGUUAUUUGUUUGCACACGUGUUUUCGUUGAAUUUUUAAACUGUUUAUAUGCAAUAAACGUGUAAAAUAUA
Brienomyrus brachyistius is the source of this 1638-nucleotide messenger RNA. RefSeq names its product proline rich 18 (gene prr18). NCBI's taxonomy places the organism in Eukaryota, Metazoa, Chordata, Actinopteri, Osteoglossiformes, Mormyridae. Bases 184 to 978 code for a protein of 264 amino acids. The transcript has a single exon. The record is from RefSeq and is a predicted model, not a curated record.